Messenger RNA from Chinchilla lanigera (long-tailed chinchilla), 3688 nucleotides. RefSeq names its product cell division cycle 25C (gene Cdc25c). NCBI's taxonomy places the organism in Eukaryota, Metazoa, Chordata, Mammalia, Rodentia, Chinchillidae. Gene Ontology annotation, cellular component: nucleus; cytoplasm. Gene Ontology annotation, molecular function: protein tyrosine phosphatase activity. Gene Ontology annotation, biological process: protein dephosphorylation; positive regulation of G2/M transition of mitotic cell cycle; positive regulation of G2/MI transition of meiotic cell cycle. The record is from RefSeq and is a predicted model, not a curated record.
AUGAAGGAGGCAGCGAGGUUCCAGCGCAGCUCCCAGGGCCGCGGCCGGAGCAGCUCUGAGCGUUCGGUUCACCCCACGGCGCCCUUAAAAGGCGUCGGGACAAACCAACGGGCCGCUGAGGAGAGUAGGGGGAUUUCUCCGGCUCGCAGAAUCCCCGUAAACCGCCCACUGAGGCCCAAGCCCUAUGGCGGACGGAGUGGUUCCGCCCCUAACGAGUCACCCCUCCAAAUCAGCGCAGAAAGUGGAUGGGCCCAGUUAGAGGCAUAUCUUGGAACUCGCGGGGGAGGCCAUGUCGGAGGAAGAUUUGCUUUUUUCCUUGGUGAGGACGCGGAGACCACGUGUACUGAGCUCUUCCUAUCCAUAAGACAGAGGGGAAGCUCUGGCUCAGGACCCAGUUUUAGGUCCAAUCAGAGGAAGAUUUUACACCUGCUCCUGGAACAAAACUUCUUUGCCAUCUGUUGAGAUUUCCCUAGAUCUCCCGUGCUGGGCAGAUUCCUUGGUGAUUCUGCAAACCUAAGCGUUUUGUCUGGUCCACUCUUGUUGCUGAAGAGGACUAAGCUCUGGAAGCAAUGUGCUGCUGAGCUGCCUGAGUUUGCCUGGGACUUAGGAAGGCAUUUAGCAAUCAUCCUUGGCAAUUCCACUGUAUGUGCACUGCCAACUGCACCGGGGAGACACCAAGAUCCGAAGUACGUCAACCCAGAAACAAUGGCUGCCUUGCUGUCUGGAGAGCUCCAGCACCUGAUUGAGAUCUUAAUCAUUGAUCACCCCUGCCCCUCUGAGUACCUAGGAGGACGUAUCCAGGUGAGUGUUACCUUCUAUAGUCAGAAAGAAUUAUAUGACUUCUUUCUAAAGAGGCCCAUUAUUCCCUUGGACACCCAGAAAAGAAUAAUCAUCCUGUGAUUCUCAGGGAGGGGCCCCCAAACCUACCAAGUGAUUAGGGAAGAGGAUGGGACUCUGAACCAGCACUUUGCCUGGUACUACCCAGAGCGGCACAUCCUUGAAGGGGGCUACAGAGACUUCUUUCUGGAAUACAUGGAGCUGUGUGAGCCUGGGAGCUACUGCCCUGUGCAUCACUAGGACCACCAGGCUGAGCUGCUGAGGUGGGGAAGCAAGCAGGGGGGUGGCAGGGCGGGAGCACACUGCCCUCCUGCCGAAGGACUCCCGGCAGCCAGCACUUCACUAAUAGACACCAUAGAGACCCUAAGCAGAAAGGCCAUCUUCUCUGUGGCCAAACCCAAGACUGUUAAAAGAUGUCUGCAAGCCAGCUGGGUAUGGCAGCUCAUUCCUGUAUCCCCAGCACUCAGGAGGCUGAGACAGGAAGAUUACUGCGAGUUUGAGACCAACCUGGGCUAUACAUAGCAAGACCCUAUCUCAAAAAAACAAAAACAAGAAAAAAACAGAAAGCUCUCUAUAAACCAAUAGGCUACUAUGCUAAUAAAAGCCCGGGCCUCGAGAUUGGUUGGGUUGUAGUAGAGGUAUCAGCUGCCUUUUAGGCAACGCAUACCCCAGUACUAGAAAACUGUCACCUUGACUUUCAUAGAGGUUUGUGUUUUUCUUCUUUCUUUUGUAUGGGGAAUUGCACUCAGGACUUCGCACUUGCCAGGCAGGCACACUGUUGCUGGCCUAUAUCCUGGGACUGAUGUGUGUUUUUUUCAUUUUUGGUACCAGGAAUCAAACUCAGGAGCUUGUGCUUGCCAGGCAGGCACUUGUACCACUGAGCUAUAUCCCUGGCCCCCGAUUUGUGUUCCUUUAGAGCUCUUACAUUCCUCUUCUCAACUUCUCGUGUCUUCUCAUAAGACAGACAGGUCUUUCUCUCUCUGGGCUUCUGGCUUCUUUCACUAUAUUUUCCUUUUUGUGGGAAAGUAAGCAUUACAGAAUAAGAAGUCCUGCGGUACAGCUCAGCGUAGAGUGUGAACAUUCAUGAGUCCCUGAGUUCCAUCCCCAGCACCACUGACCCAGAAAAAAGAGACUCCUUUAGACAUGAAGACGUAACCACCUUUAUUCACAGCCGAAUCCAAACUGCUUUUCUUUAAACCCAUGGUUCUCAAACUUUGGACACUGAAUUAUUACCAUCCUCUGAAUUUGUUUGAAAUGCAUAUUUUCAUGGCCUACUCCAGACUUUGAGUCAGAACCUUUUUUUUUUUUUUCUUCAUUUUUUGAGACAGGGUCUUGCUAUGUAGUCCAGGCCUCAAACUUGUGGUGAUCCUCCUGCCUCAGCUUCCAAGUGCUGGAAUUACAGGUCUGCACCACUAUGCCCAGCUGAGUCAAACCUUUAUAGGGUCCAAAAAUCUGGGUUUUAAAAAUCGCCCCUUUCAGUCAAUUUUGAUGUAUACUAAUGUGUAAGAGCCAUUGCUCUGGAGUAAGGAAACUUUUUAAACUAUUCAGCAGUAUCCUAGGUGCACUUUCCUAGACAGUUUCCGGGUGUGAGUGUCUAAAGGCAUCCCCCUCAGUACCCUAUGAUGUCUGAACUCAGAAAACCGAGAUGGUUAGCGUUCUCUUCGCAGAGCAGAGAUCUGAGUUCGACUCGGCAUUUCCUUGUUUGAGUGGGGCGUUGGCUUUUAUCAUUUCCCAAACUCUUCGUAUUCUACUUCGCAUCUCGUAAGGGCACGUUUAGGAUUAGUGUGGAUGGAAGCAGAGAUUUGUGACAUAUGAAGACAGAAAUGGAAAAUACAGAGGAAGAUCAGUUAGAUUCAAGGAAGGCCUCCUAAACGGCGUUCUUCGGCAGCAUAGCGGGCUUUCCUUUCCUAGGGCUCUUUCAGGCAAGCAGGGAUCUUAGCUGUGUAGCGAGGCACAGCUCUACUUGGCCAGGGGUGGCACAGGGAUCGGCUGGCCUGUCAUCCUCUGACAUUGACCUAGAAGUACUGAGAGUACAGGACUUGGAAAGGACAAAGCACUCUGAAACCCAGAAUACGGUAAAGGCAGAAAUAACAUCUUCCCUGGUUCUAGAGCGGUAACUUCUUAACAGUGAGUGGGCAGGAGGAGGGCUGGAGCCUUGGGGCCCCUGGUCUGCUGGACUGGUUUUGCAAGGUGCUUGCGUGGUCUUGCCCUGGAGUGCUGUGUUUAGGCCUCACAGCAGAGGGCGCUGCUAUACUCCAAGAUCGCCAGCUGGCUCCUGCAACCUCACUCCAAAAGCUGCCUCCCUGGCCAGCUGCCUAAUCCACAGAGCUAGGGGCUCAGAGGGCGGGAAGGAGCUGAGGCUACAUUAAGCGAAGCAGGCUGAGGGGACGAGCUCCGCCCCACUAGCGCGUGCAUCCCCUCUGUCCCCAAGCAGGAAUCACUAGUAACCUAUGGAAGAAACCGAAAGAAGUCCCAGACCCACAACCUUCUCGAGUGGGUCAUAUGGUCCCCAGAAAAGUGGAACCUAGACCUGACCCAGUAAGCGACAGUGUCCGAUGCUCACCUUUCAUUUAUCUUAAGUGGAAACUGAGCUGUGAAACAAAAAACCGAGGCUUAUUUACUUUAUGAAAAGUUGUAUUUGCCUAAAAGGCAAAAUUUUCUCAUGGCAUUUCUUGUAAUCUUUUUUUUUGAGGGGGCCCUGGGGAUUGAACCCAAGGCUUCCCAUUAUACUAAGCUGACAAUAGCGCUGAGCUACAUCCCCAGCCCUCCCGUGUGACAUUUUAUGAUAUCCUCUCACCAUAUAAGGACUGUAUGGAUUGUUAUAUGUUAUUUUCAGGAAUAAAAAUAGUAA